CCACGCCCUUACCAUCCAUACCAUUCCUUCCUACGACGGCAAUACUGGCAUCGUAUCCAUCCCUCAGAAGUCGUGUGUCCUCCCUACUCAGGCCUGGUGACCGUAUCCUGUAUCAGCAUCGCCGCCGUCGCCUGCCUCCUACUCCAGCCGUCAUGACGGCCACUCCACCUCGGCGGCCCGACGAGGAAGUCGACUCCACACCCUCCUCGCCUCGUCUGAGCACCAAUGGCAGUCUCAGCUCGUCAGUCAAGCAGCGUCAUCCUCUCCUUCACCGUCCUCUGUAUGCAUUCCAGCUGCCCCCGACUCUCCUCUCCUCCCUCAAGCUGAGGUCAAUCGACGUAGAAACCCCUGCAGAGGCGCAAAAGGGCGAGAGCAGCGCUGCAUCAGGCGCCACGGCAGGCGGUCCCUCAGCAGCUGCACUCGCGCAGACUGCCACGACCAGUACCAAUCUCACCUGCAAGCUAUGUCCCUCUCAGCCUACCUUUCCCACAUCAGGCCAUCAGAGGGCUCACUUCCGAAGCGAAUGGCAUCGGUAUAAUCUACAGGUAGCUCUCAAGACCGGCGGAGCGCAAGGCAAGGCUGUAGGUCUAGUAGACGAGAAGGGCUGGGAGGAUCUGGUCAACGAUCUUGGCGACGGGACAGAAGAGGAAAGCGUAGGUGGGAGCACAGACGAGGAAGGCGCGAGCAAGCCCGCUAGGGCAUCCGAUCUGGUAUCACUCGUAGUCAAGAAGCUCCAUUUGAAUGGCGCUUCCUCAACAGUCGCAUUUGAGACAGACGAACCUACAAUAGACGAGGAAGAUGAAGAUGAAGAGCUCAUGGUCUCUACUCACUCUCGAGGUGGAGCAGUCACAGCCAAGUCAGCUCUAUUGUGGUUCACCACACAGGCCUCGGACGCAUCCGAUCGAGUUCACCUUGAACAGACGCAGUUUGGCCUCUACCGGUCUAUCUUUCCUGAUGUAUCAUCGACAACAGUACCCUCUUCCAGCGCAGGUGGAUGGCAUGUGAGCGCUCUGCAGGCCAACCAGGCUGCUCCCUUGCGGAGAGCGCCAGUGAGAGGAAGCCAGGGUUCGGGCUGGAAGGGCAAACGCCUGAAGGGAAUGGACGAUGCUGCAAUCAUGCUCGGAGUCAACUUCCUUGAAGGAGAGGGAUACGUCCCAGGUCUCGUCACUGUCAAGCCCGAGCGUGGACAAGGUACUCCGGAGGACAGCGAGGAAGACUCCGACGGGCAAGUUGCCUCUUCCUCUUCUGAAGGAGAGACCGAGGUGACCAUCAGCACUUCUUCUGCUCUCCCUCGGUCCCUCGAUCCACCUCUUCGCACCUGGACAGUUCUCCUCUUCGGCGGUGGUCACUUCUCGAUCGUAGUAGUGGCUCUCAAUCCCCACAUCGCCCCACGAGUCGCAUCUCGCAACCGGCCUCUACCCCCUCAGGGAAGCGAUGAAGAGGCUGUUUCGGAAGAUCGAUCCUUGAUCGUUUUAGCGCACAAGGCAUUCCAUCGCUAUACUACCAGGAGGAAACAAGGAGGAUCUCAGUCUGCGCAAGAUGCUAGCGGCAAGUUUGCAAAGUCGGCAGGAGCCCAACUGCGUCGUGCUGGAGAAGUAGCGUUGGUAGAGGAGGUUCGCGCUCUGCUGAACCUCAGUGGCUGGAGAAAGCUGAUUGGCGAGACAGAGAGAGUGUACGCUCGCGCUGGUGGUCGAGCGGCUAGAGGUAUACUGUGGACAUGGGGUGGCGAUGUUGCAUCUCCUCUCGAGGGGCCCAAGACGGAUGGAAGGCUCCGGACCGUACCUUUUUCGACUAGGAACAAGGCCACCGUUGGCGAAUGCCUACGCGUCUUUGCCGAACUAGCCAAGGUCAAGAUUUCACGCAGGACAGAUCAAGAGCUGGAGGAAGAAGAUGAGGCCUACCGACGAUCUCUCACUGGCAACCAGGCUGCGCGAGAGGAGCUGCAGAAGAGGAGGGAGCGAGAGAGGCUAGAGAGAGAGCAGGGCUUGGCGAAGCUGAGGGAGAAGGCGAAGAAGCGCAAGGGGGAGGAGGGGCUUCUGAGCAAAGAGGAAAAGAAGAGGAGAGAGCGAUUCGAGAGGAUGAUAGAUAUGGCUCGACGAGGCAGGAUCGAGGCACUUGUGAAUCACCUCGAGAAGUACGGGCCGCAAUUGCUUCCUGCACAAGGAUGGGAGGCGGGUGAGGAGGACAAGGAGAGCUCCAUCGACGCUUCUCUACCCGAGUGGUGGAGAGCGAGGCAACUACCUGCAAGUUCUUCUUCUUCCUCGAAGAAGACGAGCUCACUCCUCAUCCCGUCUACGCUCCUGCAAUUGGCCGCCGAGGCAGGUCAAGAAGACGUGGUGCAAUGGCUUCUCGUCGAGAAGCGGGCCGAUCCAACCAUUGGCGUCUCUACGCCUCCUGCUCCUCCCACCGAGGCAUCACAAGCUGGCACCGAUACUCCUGCCCCUGCCGCUGCUGUCGAAGCAUCCAGCGAUACUCCCUGGCCUCACCGUACCGCAUACGACCUGGUCCCCUCCUCGUCCAAGGGCACCCGCAACGUCUUCCGCCGUCUCAAGGCCAACCAGCCCGAUUGGUACGACUGGUCCGGUAAAGCCCGCGUGGUAGAUAGUGCUCUUACGGGAGAGAUGGAGGAGAACCAGAGUAGACGAAAGGCUGGACUGAGGGAGAAGGCGAGGGCUCGAGAGCGGGAGCGCGAGGAGAGAGAGAGGGAGAAGGAGUCUCAGCAAGCCACUGCUGCUCCGGCUCCUGCAGCAGUGGUCUCUGCGCCUGCUAGUAGUGCGACGAAGAAUCGACUUGGAGGAGGGAAUGCGAAUCAGGGUACGGCGGCCUCGAGGGCUGCUAAAGACGCGAGGGAUAAGAUGGAGGGUGUUUCGCCUGAGAUGAGGGCUAGAAUCGAGAGGGAGAAGAGGGCGAGGGCGGCAGAGGAGAGGAUGAAGAAGCUGCAGGGAGGUGGAAGCCCAUAGAGCAGUGAUCUGUUUUGAGCUGCGAAUAAUAUUAGAUUGAGACCUACAGGGGGGCCUCCCGAAGAAAUUGCCUGCAUCGCUCAGAGGGAGGCUCUUACUUGGCCGUAUCCUCCCUGAUCCUCACCACUGCCUUUCCCCACGUCUUCCUCUCACUCAAAUCCAUCAGACCCUGUGGCAGUUCCUCCAACCCCUUGUACACCCUACUGAAAACCGUCGGCUUAAUCCUCUUUUGUUCAAACAUUUCCAAGAGGGCAUUCCAGCACUCUGGAAUCUUAUCGACCUCAUUCUU
Molecule: messenger RNA, 3249 nt
Organism: Microstroma glucosiphilum
Lineage: Eukaryota; Fungi; Basidiomycota; Exobasidiomycetes; Microstromatales; Microstromataceae
Exons: 1
Coding region: 153-2960 (935 amino acids)
Source: RefSeq, a predicted model, not a curated record